GGCAGUCAGCGUGUAAGCGAGCGUGCUCCUCUAUACAGUUGCGUACUGCUGCUGCAGCUCUCAGCGCAACUCCACUGCAUGCAACAUGGACACUACGAGCAGCGGCCAGCCGCGGAGGAUCUGAGCGCGCCUCGGGAGCGCUGCUGACACGCGAUACGCCGCACUGGGGCAGGGAUGAGGUGCCAUCCAGCAGCCGCACACUGGUAGGCGAGUCGUCAAUUGUCAGCGAUGUCAAAGAGUCUGAAGAAGAAGAACCACUGGACGAACAAAGUCCACGAAGCGGUGCUCACCAGGAAUAAGGAGGGCGAGCUGGGGUUCGACUUGAAAGGGGGCGCCGAGAACGGCAAUUUCCCUUAUUUUGGGGAAGUGAAGCAGGGUAAGGUGGCCAUCCAGAGCGGCAAGCUGUCCCAGGACGAGCUGCUCUUGGAGGUCAACGAUACACCGGUGGCAGGGCUCACCAUCAGGGAUGUGCUGGCCGUGAUCAAGCACUGCAAAGACCCGUUCCGGCUGAAGUGCGUGAAGCAAGGAGGCGUUGUGGAUAAAGAUCUCCGGCAUUAUCUCAACCUUCGGUUUCAGAAGGGUUCAGUGGAUCACGAGCUUCAACAAAUCAUACGUGACAACCUCUACCUCCGGACUGUGCCGUGCACGACGAGACAGCCCAAAGAGGGGGAGGUCCCCGGUGUGGACUACAACUUUGUGAGCGUUGAGCGGUUUAUGGAAUUAGAGAAAAGUGGGGCUUUAUUAGAAAGUGGAACAUACGAAGAUAACUUCUAUGGCACGCCAAAGCCUCCUGCCGAACCCACGCCGAUGCUGUUUAAUGUGACGGACCAACUCUUGCCCGGUGCCCGACCCAGCGCAGAGGGAAAAAGGAAGAGAAAUAAGUCCGUCAGCAACAUGGAAAAAGACAGCAUUGAGCCACCAGAAGAGGAGGAGGAAGAGAGCCCUGUCGUCAAUGGAAAUGGCAUCGCCAUCACACCAGAAUCGAGCGAACAUGAGGACAAGAGCACCGACGCUUCCGGAGAUGUGCCCGUCCAACCGUGCCCACCCGAGACCCCCACCCUCACCGCCACAGAUGCCCCAGAGGAGGAAGGAGACGCCCCCAAAUCCCCACAGGACUCCCAGGAGAAUGAUGACCUGGGCCCUUUGCCAGAUAACUGGGAGAUGGCCUACACUGAGAAAGGAGAAGUUUACUUCAUAGAUCACAAUACCAAAACAACGUCAUGGCUCGACCCUCGGCUAGCGAAGAAAGCCAAGCCCCCGGAGGAGUGUGAGGAAGAUGAACUUCCAUAUGGCUGGGAGAAAAUAGACGACCCUAUUUAUGGCAGUUACUAUGUUGACCACAUUAACAGAAGGACACAGUUUGAGAACCCCGUCCUAGAGGCCAAACGAAGGAUCCAACAGCAACAGCAAAUGCAAAGUCAAGGUCUAUCGGCGCUGCCAUUGCCCACAAUAUAUAGAGAAAAACCUCCAUUCACGAGGGACGCCACACAGCUCAAAGGGACGUUCCUCACCACGGUGCUGCAGAAGAGCAACAUGGGAUUCGGCUUCACUAUUAUUGGCGGGGACGAGCCGGACGAGUUCCUACAGGUCAAGAGCGUCAUACCUGAUGGACCUGCAGCCCAAGAUGGAAAGAUGGACACAGGUGACGUGAUUGUCUACAUCAAUGACAUCUGUGUUUUGGGCACCACCCAUGCCGAUGUGGUGAAGCUUUUCCAGUCUGUUCCCAUUGGUCAGAGCGUGACCCUGGUGCUGUGUCGAGGUUACCCUCUCCCUUACGACCCAGAAGACCCCUCUGCUAGCUCCUCCAUGCCUCCUCUGGGUCUAGUGGAUCACCCGUUGCUGCUCAAUGGAAGGAACAACUAUGAAAAUUACAUGGAGUACAUGUCUUUGACUGGCCGCUUGGUACCCGAGCACGGUGAGGGUCUUACCCCGCAUCCCCAUCCUGGAGACACACACCUGGACGGCUCACAGCCUCCAUCUCUGACUACACCGGGACCCCCACCUGAUGACAGCGUCUCCAUGGCGUCAUCCUCAGGAGCUACAGCUGGUGCUCAAGUGGCUCCUGAACUUCUGAGUCUCACUAUAACCAAAGGAGCAGAGGGUUUCGGGUUCACUAUAGCGGACAGUCCCACAGGACAAAGAGUCAAACAGGUGCUGGAGCCGCAGGGUUGUCCGGGGUUAUGUGAAGGAGAUUUGAUGGUGGAGAUUAAUCAGAAGGGUCUCCAGGGACUCAACCACACACAGGUGGUGCAGCUGCUCAAGGACUGUCCAGUGGGAACAGAGGCUACGCUUGUCAUUCAGAGAGGAGCAGCAGCAGGCCUCUACACACCCUGGGAUCCCACAAAACAGUGGGAUCCUCAAGGAAGCCCCCAGACCAGCUUGUCGGCUGCUUUACUCCCCCACGGUGCCCCACAUCCCGGCCAGACGCUCCAUCGCUCCUCUGUUCCAGACACAGAGGGCUUCCACCUGGGCAAGCCGGACCCCUACGACCUCUAUGAGAAGUCACGUGCCAUUUACGAAAGCAGACAGCCGGUCCCUCCUCGGACGCUGACAGACUCUACAGGUGUGGAGUAUCAGGAAGUGGAAGUGCACCUGCUGCGUGAGAAGACCGGCUUCGGCUUUAGGAUCCUGGGUGGAGACGAGGCGGUGCAGGCUGUGAGUCCGGAGGCCCGUGACAAGAUUGUGAUCGGAGCAAUCAUAGAGAACAGCCCAGCGGAGCGCGACGGCAGACUGCGUCCGGGAGAUGAGCUGGUCUCGGUUGACAGGAUGCCCGUGGCGGGGAGACCUCACCGCUACGUCAUUGACCUCAUGCACGCGGCGGCACGAAACGGACAGGUCACCCUGACCGUCAGGAGGAGAGUUCUGCCGCAGCAAGGCCAGCCAUGUGAGGAAAACGGUGCAUCGGCCAAUCAAAGCAGUUCUCCGCGGGGUCAUGCAGUGUGCCCCGUCAACUUGCCCCCCACCACUGAUGUAGUUAUCCACCGUAAGGAAAGCGAAGGCUUUGGCUUUGUCAUCAUCAGCUCCCUCAACCGUCCAGAGACCACUAACACAAUAACUGUGCCACAUAAGAUUGGCCGCAUCAUCGAGGGCAGUCCGGCUGAUCGCUGUGGGAAGCUGAAAGUUGGUGAUCGUAUAAUGGCUGUCAACUGUCAGUCUAUCAUCAACAUGCCUCACGCUGACAUUGUCAAGCUGAUCAAAGACGCUGGACUCACUGUCACCUUGCACAUCAUCCCUGAGGAAGACGUAAACGGUGCUCAUUCGGCCCCUACAUCAGAGAAGCAGAGUCCCAUGGUGGCCCAGAAGCACAGCCCUCAGACUCAGUCCAGCCCAGCAGCCCAGCAGAGCCCGACCGUGGCUCAUCCCAGCCCACCAGCCCCUCACCCCAGCCCGGCCACCACGCAGCCCAGCCCCCUGUUGAUGGAGCCGGGCCCUGGAGCUCCACACAGCAGCCCACCAGUGACUCAAAGCAGUCUGCCUGUGAGUCAGGCCGGCCUGGAGGCCAUGCAGUCGGGCUCAGCGGUGACUCAGGCUGCUGCUGCUGCUGUAGAUCCAGGCAUGGUGGGAGUUCAGCCCACCUCCAUUGGAUCAGUGCCCGUACCACCACAGCUGUACCUUCAUGACACCAGGUCGGAGGUUAAAGCCAGACAGGAUGUUAAACCUGAUAUCUGUCAAGCUGCUUACACAGACUACAGACAGCCUCCGGUGGACUACAGGCAUCCUCCAGUAGCAGACUACAGACAGCCACCCACCAUGGAGUACAGACACCCACCUGCUCUCAUAGACUACAGACAGCACUCCAUCGCCGAUUACAGACCACAGGACUAUGACUAUUUCACUGUGGAACUGGAGAAGAGUGUGAAAGGAUUUGGCUUUAGUAUCCGCGGAGGACGGGAAUACAAGAUGGACCUGUUUGUGCUGAGACUGGCUGAGGACGGACCUGCGAUCCGCAACGGCAGAAUGAGGGUUGGAGAUCAGAUUAUUGAAAUUAACGGUGAGAGUACGAGAGACAUGAGUCACGCUCGUGCCAUUGAGCUCAUCAAGGCUGGCGGUCGCCGAGUACGUCUGCUGUUGAAAAGGGGCACGGGACAGGUGCCGGAAUAUGGAAUGGUACCUACCAACCUUACCAUGUGCAUGAAAAGCGACACUCUAGCCUCACCCUAUUUCUUCAUAAUGGGACACUCUAAAGACACGACAGUGCCGCCUCCCGGAGUGCUGUCUCUCCAGCCGCCCCUGCCUUGUCGGAAGUAGUCUCACCCCGCUAGCGUGACACUCGCCCUUCGCCGUCACCCGUCAUUUCAUCCAGCCUCAAACCCUGGACUUUCAGUGGCAUUCUGUGACAGUCUGGACCAAUCACAGCACCCCUCAUGGUCAGUUUUGUGGGGCUUCGCCCGCAGAACAAAGGGUGGCAGGUCCACCUGUAAGAGCUGUGCUUUGAACAGCCUAAGAAACGGAGGAGAUGGAUCAUAAAAGUCGAAAAUAUUAAGAACAGAUGGAGACACAUCAACCUCAAAUGGAUUGUCGCAUCCAACUUGCUUUUCAUAUAGUGUCUGAUCCAAGUUUGUUUUUCGUUUUUCCGGACAAUCCAGAUGAACGGCAGCCAAAGACGUGUGGCUCACCCUCUCGCUGUUUAAUUCUGGAUCCAGAGCGGAAACUUCUCGCAGAGGAACGAGCCGAACUUUCAACGCCUCGUUCUUCCGUCCGGUGGACCCGAGCUCUCUUUAUUUGUUUAUCAUGUAGAGGUUGUUUAUUUUUUGUAUAAUUUCAAGAUGUUCAUACCAAGCCCCUAGCGAUACCAGGGGUCAAAUAUCGCAAAUAUAUGUGUAGCAUGAAAAGAGAUUUCCGAAGAAACACACAAACUUCUGAGUUGAGAACUUCAACGUUUCAGUAUUGCGUUUCGUUAUAUGUCUGAUGGAAAAAAAGUCACCAUAGACAUUGUGAAACACUGACAGUUAAUACAAAGGGAGACCGCCAUGAUGGAGAUAUAAGGGUAAGUAUCACGCCGAAUCAUUCGGCCUGAAUUAUGGGAGGUAAAUGCAUAUCAAUCGCCAAAUCUGCCGCAUGGACGUAUCCCUUUAGAUCCCAAGACGAUAUGUUAUAUUAGUAUGGUUUAGUCGAUGAAUUCCACACCCAGCCAAACGAUUGCUUACAUCGCGAACAACCGACGAAGGACCGCGGAUGUUUUCAAAGCCUCAGUGUGUCAAUCCGGCCUCACUGGCCCUGUACUGUGCGCCACCACUGUGGAUAUGGGGUGCCAUCUUACACCUCACAAGCUUCAUUCCCAUGUCUCUGAUGGCUCCGGAGUUCAUGGAAACUAAUUAGCAGAGCUAAUUAAAAAAGAUGGUUUUUCAGGACAGUUUGGUCUGAGACCAGGAGACAUGUAGUCUUUCACUGUGUCUUAACCAAGUGUGACAUGACAAAUAAUUUCCCUAUUUGCUCCAAAUGUGAAAACGUUGCACGAUGCAACAAAAUCACAUCAAGUCAGAACUUAUUUGAUAUGUAGUACACAGCAAUUUGGAUUUUGGACCAAUAAGAUACAUACAGAUAAAUUUGGGAUUUGGGCCAAUAUGCUAACUAUUGAUACAUUUGUAUUCGGACCACUGAGAUGACAAUAGGUGGGGCUACAUACAGAUAAAUUUGUUUUUUGACCAGUGAGAUGACAAUGGCACGGCUACGUAUAGAUACAUUUGUAUUUGAACCAAUGAGAUGACAAUGGGCAGGGCUACAUACUAAUAAAUUUGGGAUUUGGACCAAUAUUAAGAGAAUGGACGGGGCUACAUACAGAUGAAUUUGGAAUUUGUACCAGUAUGAUGGCAAUGGGUGGGGCUACAUACAGAUAAAUUUGUGAUUUGGUCCAAUAAGAUAACAAUGGGAAGGGCUACACAAAAAUAAACUUAAGAUUUGGACGAAUAUGAUAACUAUAGGCUGGACUAUGUAGAGAUUCAUUUGGAUUUGGACCAAUAAGAUGACAAUUGGUGGGCUACAUGCAGAUAAAUUUGUUUUUAGACCAAUGAAAUGACAAUGGGUGGGGCAACUUGUGGAUAAAUUUGGACCAUAGAUUAAUUUUAGAUUUGGACCAGUAUGAUGACAAUGGGCGGGGCUACAUACAGAUGAAUUUGGUAUUUGGACCAAUACGAAGAGAAUGGGCGGGGCUACAUACUGAUAAAUUUGGGAUUUGGUCCAAUAAGAUAACAAUGGAAAGGGCUACACAAAAAUAAAAUUGGGAUUUGGACCAAUAUGAUGACUAUGGGCUUGACUACGUAGAGAUUAAUGUAAAUAUUAAUUUGGAUUUGGACCAAUAAUAUGACAAUGGGCAGACUACUUAGAGAUACAUUUAUUUUUGGACCAAUGAAAUGACAGUGGGUGGGGCUACUUACGGAUUAAUUUGGACCAUAGAUUUAUUUUUAGAUUCGGACCAGUAUGAUGAUAAUGGGCGGGGCUACAUACAGAUAAAUUUUAAUUUGGACCAAUAUGAAGAAAAUGGGUGGGGCUACAUACAGAUAAAUGUGGGGUUAGGGCCAAUAAGAGAUUUGGACCAAUAUGAUGACAGUGGGUGGGGCUAAAUACAGAUAAAUUUGGAAUUUGGUGUAGGCACUGUUAGCCUUGUGGGCAGCAUGUUGCAUACAGCGCCGUUGCGCUACGGGUGUCCCGAGUUCGAAUCCCGGCUUGUGGACCUUUCCCGAUCCUAUCCCUCUUGCUUUCUUCCACUUCACUUCCUGUCAACUCUAUACCUAUUCCUAUCACAGUAAAGGCAAAAAAUGACAAAAACAAAUCCUUUAAAAAAAAUGUGGGAUUUGGACCAAUACGAUGAUAAUACGUGGGGAUAAAUACAAUUAUAGGUAAUUAUAGGUGGAUCUACCUAGAAAAUUGACCAAAUUUCUUGCCGCUUGUUACAAUUGUGGCUAGAUGUGCAUGAUAUUUUGGUAUACCGGCUAUCGGCCGAUAUCGCUAUUGGUCUAUAUUGGAUAUUUAAUUGUGCAUAUUAAUUGUGAUAUUAAAAAUGCUAAAUUCGCCGGUUUUUAUGUUUAGAUUUAAUUUGCCGCCAUUGAACACUCACUUAAAGUUAAUUUUUAAAAAUUAAAAUUUAAUAACACUGUUAAAUGUAUUCUUCAGCAAGUCUCACAAUGAAUGUUCAUUUUUCAUACUGCAUAUUAUAAUGUUGUGAUGCCCAAAUUCACUUGUAGCAUUUUAAAUCAUGACUGUUUAGUGUUCUAUUUUUUAUUUAUCGGCUUAUCGGUAUUGGCCAGAACUUUAUUUUUUGCUUUAUCACUUGAUGUUUUAUCAUGUCACGCUUGGUUAAGACACGGUUAAGGUUCAGGUGGGAGAAAACAUGAGAAAAAAAAGGAUGUUUUUAAAUGAUGGGGGCAUGAUCAGGGUCUCUCUAGCAUGAAUGGGUGGGACCCAGUUGUAUGGGGCAGAGUGCCUUACUGGCAGGACAAAGAGCAGUAUGAAAUAUGCAUUUUACAUAAAAAAUAGAAAUAUCUUAAGAGCUGAGCUUUUGUUUUCACCUUUGAUUUAACGGUGACAAACUUUGCCAAUUUUUUUCUGAUGUCGUGAAAAUGUUUUGUUAGUAAAAUCAAUGUAUAAAGAUCAAAACUUCUGAUCUGGCACAUGUGGACAGCGGUAGGAGAAGAUUUUGUGUUUGUUACGGCAAACAACCUCUGUCAUUCUGACCUUUUCAUUAGAUGGAGAAGACAGUGUUAAUGGAUUUUAUAUGGUGAUAGUGAUCAACAGAAACAUUUACAGUGAUUAAAUCUCACAGUGUGGAGCGAGGGUUUGAUGCCAUGCAGUGUUUUGCCUCUUUUUGUAUUCAUUUAAUUGUGAAAUUGUCUUAUGCUGCUCUGCACCUGUCAUUCUGAUCACAGGCUGAUAACUGUGCCAAUUCAAUUGUUCUGGAGGUAUGUGGAAUGUAAUUCCAGAUUUUCAAGCGGUUUUGUGAACCACAGAAUAUCCUAAAACUGCGUCGGGAGCUGCAGUAAAAAAAUUGCAUAUCAAUACAAGCUUAUCACAUUCCUACUUCAUAACACUGCAAAAAAAAAAAAAAAAAAAAAAAUCUCAGAUUUUUUUUUUUUUUUACCUUUACAUUUUUUUUUGCAUAAACAUCACUAAAUUUGGGAUGAUUAUGCUUUAAUUAAGAAAAAACUGUUUGCUAAUGCACUGUAAGAAAUAUUCUUUUAAAAAAAUGUUUCAACUUAAUAUCAUUUGUUACCCCGCUGACUUAAAAUUUUUAGUUUAAUCAACUUGAAAUUUUAAGUUACUUAAUAUGGAACUGGAAUAUUUUAGUUGACUGAACUAAAAAUUUUAAGGCAGCUUAACAUUAUUUUAAGUUGAAACAACUAUUUUUUUUACAGUGUGGUGUGAAAAAAGGGUGUUUAGAUUUUUUGCUAGAAAAUGAAAAAUAAAGAUUCCUUAAUUUUUUUUUUUUUUUUUUUUUUUUGCAGUUGAAACAAGAUGUGUAUAUUAGUAAUCUGUGCCACAAUAAAACACUCCCUGUUCAUAUCUCCUUAAUGGUUUUGUAGCUAGCACACAAUAUUCGUAGUCUCCAUUGAUCGCCAUCAUUGGGUGCAGUGUGCUAGAUUAAACUGCUGUUUACAUGGAGAGACAGACAGCGAGAAACGGUGAAGGAAAAUGUGGAUGCAUUUAUUGCACAGCUCAUAGCUUUUACUGUUUGAAGCUGUAUCCUGCCUGCUGUGAAAAUAAGACAAAGAAAAAAAAAACAUUUUAUAUUAUUGAGGAAAAUAUUGAAUCUGUUAAAGAUGGCACGUGCCGGGGCCCAUUCAGAUCAAUAUUACUGUCUAGUGUUAGAUGUGUAUUUACCUUGUACAGCUGUACUCCUAUAAAUAUGGUUUAAUGUAUUAUUGAUAGUUUCAAAGACUAAGUGAUCAAAUAUUUUUAUGAAAUGCAACAGUACGGAUAUAAUAAAUUUUGCUAAAAUCUUGUUUACCUGUAUGAUAUUCUGAUAUACUGUUAAAUAAACUCUUGACAAGGUCUAAA
Molecule: messenger RNA, 8991 nt
Organism: Labeo rohita (rohu)
Lineage: Eukaryota; Metazoa; Chordata; Actinopteri; Cypriniformes; Cyprinidae
Gene: magi2b
Product: membrane associated guanylate kinase, WW and PDZ domain containing 2b
Exons: 24
Coding region: 229-4248 (1339 amino acids)
Biological process (GO): signal transduction; receptor clustering
Cellular component (GO): cytoplasm; dendrite
Molecular function (GO): type II activin receptor binding; beta-1 adrenergic receptor binding; SMAD binding
Source: RefSeq, a predicted model, not a curated record